Messenger RNA from Daktulosphaira vitifoliae (grape phylloxera), 651 nucleotides. Its product is annotated as ADP-ribose glycohydrolase OARD1-like. The annotation marks the transcript as partial. The record is from RefSeq and is a predicted model, not a curated record. The transcript has a single exon. NCBI's taxonomy places the organism in Eukaryota, Metazoa, Arthropoda, Insecta, Hemiptera, Phylloxeridae. Gene Ontology annotation, biological process: peptidyl-glutamate ADP-deribosylation.
UUUGUAUCCAAAGAUCUCAAGUUAUCAAAAGGAAUUGCUUUAGAUUUUCGUCGACAUUUUGGGCAAUUAUCUAGUCUGCGGAAACAAAACAAGAAUGUUACUGAAAUCGCUUUUCUCAAACAAUCAAAUAGAUUUAUCCUGUACAUAAUAAUAAAAGAGAAGUUUUGGCAGAAACCAAAAUACGAAAUUAUUUUCACUGCCCUACAAAAUCUCCGAGAAUUUUGUCAUGUAAAUCAUUUAGAUAAAAUAGCUUUACCUAAAAUAGAUACUGGUCUAGAUUGGUUAAAUGUUCGAUCUAUCAUAAACUAUAUCUUCAGAGACUCUAACAUUCACAUUCUUCUCUAUUCUCUAGUUGAAUACUCAUCAGAACAAAAAUCUCAUAUCAUUCAAGAAUUUCACCUAAAUCCCUUAGGUGGUCAUCAGGGUAUAUCACGAACUAUCAAUAGAUUAAAGAAACAACACUCAUGGAUCGGUAUGAAUCAUGACGUGGCUGAGUUUAUAAAAAAAUGUACAUCAUGUCAGAAAAACAAGACUACAAAUCGUCAUGUAAAAGCACCGAUGGUAAUUACUACUACCUCUUCAAAGCCCUUUGAGAAAGUUUUUAUGGACGUAGUCGGUCCUCUUCCACGUACACCUCAUAACAAUGCCUAA